AUGUCACCUCGUAUUGCUAUCAUUGGUGCCGGCCCUGGUGGUCUUGCGCUCGCUUGUAUUUUGCGCAAGGGCUCUAUCAUACCAUCUGUAUUCGAACGCGACCCCUCUUCCAAUUACCGGUCGCAGGGAGGAACCCUCGACCUUGACGUUCAUUCAGGCCAGCAAGCUCUGCACGACGCUGGCUUGUGGGAUCAAUUCCUGAAAUACGCUCGCUAUGAUGCUCAGAUAAUGAAGUUUCUCACAAAAAACGGGGAUAUUAUACAUCAAAUCGGACCAGAUACAGGCGAAGAUACACGCCCUGAGAUCGAUCGAACUGCUUUGCGCAACAUAUUCCUCGAUUCGUUUGGCACUGAAAAUAUUAACUGGGGCCACGAGCUUGUUUCUGUAGAGAAAAAUCAAGACUCCCGCUACGACUUAUAUUUCAAGAACAGCAAGUUAAAAUCAGGAUUUGAUCUUGUUGUUGGAGCGGAUGGCGCUCACUCCCGAGUUCGCCCUCGUAUCACCUCUGUUGCACCCUUUUAUUCUGGAGUCUCUAUCAUAGAAUUCGACAUUUCGGACCCCAAAGGCUAUCGUUAUGACGCUAUGAACGACUUAGUCGGCAAUGGGAGCGCGUUCGCAUUCGGUGACCAAAAGUGCCUUCAAGCGCAGAGACUCGGCGACGGAACGCUCCGCAUAUAUGUCGGUUUUGCGAUGGAGGAGGUAGAUCCCGACUGGUUGAAGAACAAUUUUGACCUAGAAAACCCGGCUCUAACCAAGUCAAAAGCUGUGCCUUACUUCAAGGACUGGAAACCGGUCAUACAGGAUUUCUUGAUAUUAGCUGACGAAAAUCACACUGAAUUCCGACCAUUGUAUAUGCACCCUGUCGAAGAGACGUGGGAGCACUUUCCCGGAUUGACUCUCGUUGGUGAUGCCGCACACUUGAUGACCCCAUAUGCAGGCGAGGGUGUUAACAUCGCUAUGAGAGAUAGCCUUGAGCUCGCAAAGAAAAUCAUCGAGGGUGUAAAUUCAGGGGAUCUGGAUCGAGCACUCCGUGAGUAUGAGGCGGAUAUGUUUGAGCGAGCACUAGACUCGAAGGGACGAACGAACAAAAAUAAGAAAGGUUUUUUUGCUAAAGACUUCCCUAAGUCUAUGGAAAGCAUCGGGCCGAAACAUGAAUAG
Molecule: messenger RNA, 1158 nt
Organism: Rhizoctonia solani
Lineage: Eukaryota; Fungi; Basidiomycota; Agaricomycetes; Cantharellales; Ceratobasidiaceae
Product: salicylate hydroxylase
Exons: 1
Coding region: 1-1158 (385 amino acids)
Molecular function (GO): FAD binding
Source: RefSeq, a predicted model, not a curated record